UCGCCUGUUAGAGAUAAGAUGCCCCGUUGCUGUAGCAAGUGAUUUUGGCUUGAAACGGGGCUCUCGCCAAUGGAGCUGCCGCUCGCCCCACACGCCGCCCUCCUCUCCUGCGGCUCCGCACCCUUCGUCUUCGGGCUCCGCUCCCACUCCGCCGCUCCGAGCCGCCGCGCCUCGCCGCUCCAAGCCCGCAGGAACAAGAACUACCGGAGCGACGCGGACGCCGGCGGCGCCGCGGAGCCCAAAAUCAUCACCCUCGGCCGGCCGGGGAAGAGCCGGCGGCGCCGCAACAGGAAGAAGCAGCCGCAGAAGGAUGAAGCCGACGACGAUGAGGAGGAGGACGACGACGACGAGCGCGACGCGACGAUCCCGGAGGUGGUGACGAACCGGAUGAUGCGGCGCGUGGGGGUGUCGGUGGGCGCGCCACUGGCUCUGGGCGGCGGCUUCUUCCCGGUGUUCUACUACCUCAAGGCGGUGCAGAAGGUGGACGUGCCGACGUGGAUCCCCUUCGGCGUGUCCUUCGUCUUCUUCGGCGCCGCGCUGCUGGGGGUCAGCUACGGCAUCGUGUCGGCGAGCUGGGACCCCGCCAGGGAGGGCUCCCUGCUCGGCUGGACCGAGGCCCGCCGCAACUGGCCCGUCUUCUGGGACUCGCUCCGGGGGCGCUCGCCUCCUCGCCGGGGAUAGGAUAGCUAGAGCUAAUCAAGGUGACCAGUUCACGCCUGUAGUAAAGAUGAAAUCAGUGCUGGACUUCAAUGGAUUCUUUGAUCUUGGCAUUGCAAAUUAGGCUGGGAGACGGUUCAUCUGUGCGACUGCUCUGCCAAUCCAACAGCACCGCGCCGUCGUCGUGCGGGGCAGCAGCCAUUGCUCGGCUCGGCGUUGUUCCUUCUGCGGGAGUCCAAUGAUGCCGUGCACUCUUACUCUCUUAGUAAGGCAGCCGAUGAGCCUGUUGAAAUUCGUUCAAACGUUUGUUUAAAAUAACACUGUUCAAACACCGUGCACGAUUCAAUUCGUUUUCUCCUUCUCCUUUCCUUUCCCUUAUUGUACUCGUAUCUUAUUGCCUUUUCUUUCGCGCUGCUCAAACCUGCAUAUCUUAUUGCUAGUCUAAUAACGAGCUAGUGACAUCGAUCUCU
Molecule: messenger RNA, 1127 nt
Organism: Panicum virgatum (switchgrass)
Lineage: Eukaryota; Viridiplantae; Streptophyta; Magnoliopsida; Poales; Poaceae
Product: protein PAM68, chloroplastic-like
Exons: 2
Coding region: 70-681 (203 amino acids)
Source: RefSeq, a predicted model, not a curated record